This is a messenger RNA of Cercospora beticola, 3616 nucleotides long. RefSeq lists its product as uncharacterized. NCBI's taxonomy places the organism in Eukaryota, Fungi, Ascomycota, Dothideomycetes, Mycosphaerellales, Mycosphaerellaceae. Gene Ontology annotation, cellular component: mediator complex. Gene Ontology annotation, biological process: regulation of transcription by RNA polymerase II. The record is from RefSeq and is a predicted model, not a curated record. Gene Ontology annotation, molecular function: transcription coregulator activity.
CCGACAUCACGGGGAUGACCACAAAAAUAACUAGAACUCGAAGUUAGCGACACAAGAACGACCUGCAUCACUGAAGAGCGACAAAAUGCCACGUUACCUCGACAUGGAGCCGCCAAAGAGCGUGGCCGCUCAAACGUGGCAUACGCUGUUCAAAAAGGCCAUUCUCAAGCGCUACCGACCUGAGGAGCUUGCAAAGGCUUUCAGAGAACUGCAGAUGCGAUAUCGAACCCGGCCUGGCGACAUCGCGACCACUUUGCUCGGAUUUCGAGCUGCGAACGGCAGCCCUGAUGAUGUGCUUGUGUUCAAGUACGCCGAAUUUCUGCUCAAGAACGACUACUUCACCGCGAGUGACCUACUUUCUGCGCUCCUCAAAUCUUCGAAUUACGUCCGUUCCAAGACCUCGCCCAACACGAGAUUCAGCAUGCCGACCUGCGAGGAGAGAGUUUUCAUGAUUGUUACCCAGUUUCACAUCACAAGCGAUCUGCCUUCAUCCGCCGUCGCACUACAGGACCUGGUAUUUGUUAUCUACCGGUGGCUGAAAGUGGUUGGUGAAGAUGUUGUCGGCAAACAACUUUCCGGCCUGCAGACCAUGGACGCGCAAUUGAAUGGCAUAUAUGAGGCGCUCGCACAACUCACCUUGGCUACACUCGGAAACAAAGGUAUGCGAAAGGUUACACAGUACCGAUGGUGGAAAGAACGCCGGGCCACAGUUGUCAAUGAGAUGCAGAAUUACGACGUGAAUGUGCUCCAGUGGAUGAACUCACAACUCGCCGGGCGACUGCGAGCGUUGCUCAAUGUACCACCGUACUUGGAAAUGGAUGCGGACGGAAAGUACAAGUUCUCCGACGAGCAAAUUCUGGCGCAAGUUGAAGAGCUGCCCGUCGUGCGAUCUCGCGCUGGCAUCUUUGUGUGGCUCAACGCUGCACUGGCUGCUCGACCUCUGACGGACGACAUGACAAUACUCACGUACAUACAAGGGCGCUCCUCUGACAACCCUCAAUCCAUCGUCGUCGAUCUACUUGUUGCGGCAUUCGACGUCCUCACAAAUUUCAUGUUGACCAAAGAACCUCGCCAAAAUGCAAAGGUGGUCCGUUCCUUCAUUUGCAACAAACUGCCAGUCUUGAUCGCAAUCCUGGCGAAUAACAUGCAGCCAGCGAUCUCUGCGGAUGCCUGCAUACAAAUGGCGCUCAUGCCGGGCGGUAUGAUCUCUAUGGACCCUCUACCUCCAAUCUCUGCAGGUGCGACAGAUGUUCGGGACAGUCUGAAGACUACCAGACUGGAGUUCCUGCAAGCCUGCGUGUUGCACGGACUCGUGAACGAGCAGACAGUAGCCUUGAUCCUACAGGAAUCAGUGGCACUACCGAGGGUCAUCAAGCUCAACAAGGACAACCUGGUAGCGCAGUGCGCAAAUAAUGUUAGCAAACUCGCUGAGCACAUCGAAGAGCUGGCUGGUAUGCAAGGCAAUGUUGGAGCGAUUGCAGGAUGCGUCGUGGAGACAGUCAACAAUAUGUGCAUGAGCAAAGACACAAUGUCCCUCAAGUCAGUGUGUGACAAGCUCAUCAGGAGGAUACCGUACAUGGACUUCGUCAUGCAAUACACGCAGCCUGGUAUGCUACUGCUGCCUCUCUGCAACCUUCUCAAUGACUGGACGCACGACCAAGACCAAAGCGAGUUCACUCCUGCGUAUGAAGAGUUCGCGUCAAUACUACUAUUCACCCUGGCCGUCAUCUAUCGUUACGACCUAUCCUUCGCCGACAUUGGUAUUCUUGGAGACAGCUUCGUUGCUAAGCUACUAGAAGAUAUGACUGUUAGCAAACCACCCGGUGAGCUCCAGCCGGAGCAAGCAUCGCAGCUUACCCAGUGGAUUGAGGGCCUCUUUGCCGUAGAUGAACAUGGGGAUACGAGUGGGAUUGGUGACGACGUUAUGCGACAGUGCUCGCCCCAAUCAUUCUACACCCUCGUUCCUACGUUGUUUGAGCAGAGCAUCCUGGCUUGUCGAUCCCAGGUCUUGUCGAUGAACACAUUCAAGUCUGGACUGGAACUCCUCCUCGAGCCAUUUUUGCUGCCAUCUCUAGUGAUGGGCCUGGGGUGGCUGGCCAAGCACUCUUGGGAAGAUCACAAUGACGCCGACGUCCUCAUACAAGUCCUCGAGAAAUUGUUGAAACCAUCAAGUAAUGCGCCAGAGACACAAGCUAUGCAUCGCGCCGUCCUUGCCGUGGUCGCAACACCGCUAUACUGCUCGCUGGAGGAAUAUUGCCGCAAGCAGCCAAACAAGAAAGCGAAUGAGCUGCUGGAGCUUCUGAAACCUCAUCUCAACCAGCAACGCUCGCUGCACUCUCGCCAAAGCGAGCUAGACCAAUGGCAGCAGGAGGGAAAAGGCCUACAAGGCCGCGUGCAACAAGCGAUCCGGGAUCUCAUCACUUGGUCUUCCACUUCCACAAGCCCACCGAAUCCGCCACCGCAUUACACGCACAGGACAUUCGCAAUAGCUUGUCAGUUACUCGACAGCCAGACGCUGUUGGAUGCUAUUAUCGCAGAGGUCAACAAGACUGAGUACAACAACGUCCCUAUCGCUCUCGAUGUCUGCACAUCUCUGAUUUGUGCGCCUGCUCCGGUCCCAAUGGGCGCGCAACAGGCUACUCACUGGACUUCACCUACGGGCCAAUUGCGCUCACGCGUACGUAUCGCUAGCGCUGAUGCUCAAGCCAUCCUAGACCUCGCAAAAUCUUACGCGGAGACUCUGGUUCGCCUCGGCCGACGAGUUCAAGCACAAAUGUCGUUUGCAGCGCAGAUGCCAGCGAUAGCCAUGCCCAUGCCCAUGCAAGAUCAAAGCACCGAUCAGAUGAUGCAGGAUUUAGGCCUCGCGUUAGACAACAACACAAACGCUUCCAACGUGGAUGCGACAAUGGCCACCAAUGCUUCUGCCAUGGCUUCAAAUGCCGAAUUGUCAGGCAUGGAUCAGCCAAUCGAUUUGACAAAUCUCAACAACGCAUCUGCUGACGAGUUGGCUAAAUUGACUGUCGAUGGCGAUGCGAUGAACCUGGACCAAAACAAUCAGUUCCUUGCAGAUUUCGGCAUGGGCGUAGGCGAUGCACAAAAUAAUGCACAGAACAAUGCAAUGACCAAUCAGGAUGACGAUAUCUUUGCAGGCUUGAAUAUGGACAUGGGGGAGCUCGAUGAUUUUACAUUUGACUAGUCGGGCGAUGCAGAAUCAACUGUUUCAGACAGCACGCUCCCGCCACAAGCAGAAUCGCUGGCCCCAACACCAAUUGAUAUGGAGCUUGGACCAGGUCAGCAGCCCACGCGCGAGUACUAUCGAAGAAUUCAGGACCAGCUUGUUGCCGAGGCAGCAAAGGCACAGGUUCGCAUGCAAAGACAGCAGCAGCGACAACAAGAUGCAGAGCGCCAGUGACUUUGCGGGCAGCAGGGUGAACGAGCAGCCUCGUCAAAAUUAGGGUGUUGAUGUUGGGAUGUGGACUUUGACUUGAAGAGGCUUGCAACUUCGCAAUUGACGAUAUCCUUGGUUGAGAAGGUUCGUGACAUAUUCUUUGAUCGACAAGGUAUGAUCAUGCAACAUUGACAUGAGUUUUUGUUGUACACAUUCUUUUCUGCGUCU